Messenger RNA from Spinacia oleracea (spinach), 2967 nucleotides. Its product is annotated as chloride channel protein CLC-d. Gene Ontology annotation, cellular component: intracellular membrane-bounded organelle; membrane. Gene Ontology annotation, biological process: chloride transport; transmembrane transport. The record is from RefSeq and is a predicted model, not a curated record. NCBI's taxonomy places the organism in Eukaryota, Viridiplantae, Streptophyta, Magnoliopsida, Caryophyllales, Amaranthaceae. Gene Ontology annotation, molecular function: voltage-gated chloride channel activity. The coding region runs from base 333 to 2711 and encodes 792 amino acids. The transcript has 23 exons.
AUUUUCGUCAUCAUUACGAAGCACCAAAACUCCAAAAAGAGAGCGGACAGCCUAACCACGGAUCGAGGAGACCAAGAGAUCGCCUACGAAUUGCGGCUUGGCCUGCUUCAGCUUACGGCUUUCCUCUCAAAAUUACACUAUCAUUCAACCUAAAUUCAAUUCAAAAUUUUCGAACCUGAUUCGAUUGUCGAACUAUUGCAGCUCUUUCGAUCUCUGCUCUCCUAACUCUAAUGGUAAAAUCACGGAUCAAUUAUCCCAAAAAGUAGCUUAAUUUGAUUUUUGAAGAAGAAAGCUGGGAAAUUAGGGUUUAAGGAUUGGUAAAAUCCAAGGAAAUGUUGUCCAAUCAUUUCCAAAACGGUAUGGAAACUGCGAAACUGGUGUGGUCUCGCCUUCCGAAUUCGGAGGAGGGAGAAUUGGAUGAGGUUGGUAUUUCUAAGAAGAGUGAUUCUAAUGGUGUCGAAAGCCUUGAUUACGAAGUUAUCGAAAAUUAUGCUUAUCGAGAAGAACAGGAAAAGAGAGGGAGAUUGUUUGUUAGUUAUCAAGUGUCGUUGAAGUGGUUUCUCGCUUUGUUGAUCGGCAUUGGCACGGGACUUGCUGCUAUAUUUAUAAAUAUCUCUGUUGAAAACUUUGCUGGGUGGAAAUUCGCAUUGACAUUUGCAAUAAUUCAGAAGUCAUAUCUAGCUGGACUACUGGUUUAUGUAAUUUUCAAUUUAGCUCUAGUUUUUUCCUCUGUAUAUAUAGUUACCCGUUUUGCGCCAGCUGCAGCUGGAUCUGGUAUUCCAGAAAUAAAGGGCUACUUGAAUGGAAUUGAUGUCCAUGGCAUACUUUUAUUUAGAACUUUAGUUGGUAAGAUUUUUGGAAGCAUUGGUUCAGUAGGAGGUGGAUUAGCUCUUGGUAAAGAAGGCCCUCUUGUUCAUAUUGGUGCUUGUAUAGCUUCACUCCUGGGACAGGGUGGAUCUACAAAGUACCAUUUAAGUUCCAGAUGGCUUCAAGGUUUUAAUAGUGAUAGAGAUCGUCGGGAUCUCGUUACCUGUGGAUGUGCAGCUGGAGUUGCAGCUGCUUUUAGAGCUCCUGUUGGGGGUGUCUUGUUUGCACUCGAGGAGGUUACUUCGUGGUGGAGAAGUCAGCUUAUGUGGCGUGUCUUUUUCACUUCUGCUGUUGUUGCGGUUGUUGUACGUACCGCAAUGGCAUGGUGCAAGAGUGGAAAAUGCGGACACUUUGGUGCUGGUGGCUUCAUAAUAUGGGACAUUUCAGAUGGUCAAGAGGAUUACUCAUUUGCGGAGUUAUUGCCAAUGGCAGUUAUUGGGGUGAUAGGUGGUCUUCUCGGGGCGUUAUUCAACCAACUUACACGUUAUAUAACUUAUUGGCGCCGCAAUUAUUUGCACAAGAAAGGGACACGAGUUAAAAUCAUUGAAGUCUGCCUUAUAUCAGUAAUUACUUCUGCAAUUUCUUUUGGGUUACCACUUCUAAGAAAAUGCAGCCCCUGUCCUGCUUCGGAGGUUGAAUGUCCCAAUCCGCCAGGAAUGUAUGGGAAUUAUGUAAAUUUUUACUGUCGUGGUGACAAGGAAUACAAUGAUCUAGCAACCAUUUUCUUCAACACUCAGGAUGAUGCUAUAAGGAAUUUAUUUAGUGCCAAAACGAUUCAUGAGUACAGUGCUCAAAGCUUGUUAACCUUUUUGGUCAUGUUCUACACUCUGGCAGUGGUCACAUUUGGAACAGCCGUUCCUGCUGGUCAGUUUGUUCCUGGAAUAAUGAUUGGAUCAACUUAUGGUCGUCUUGUUGGCAUGUUUGUUGUCAACUUCUACAAAAAGCCGAACAUAGAAGAGGGCACAUAUGCUCUUCUGGGCGCGGCUUCGUUUUUAGGAGGCUCAAUGCGGGUGACAGUGUCUCUUUGUGUCAUCAUGGUCGAAAUCUCGAAUAAUUUGAAGUUUCUACCUCUUAUCAUGCUAGUUCUUCUUAUAUCAAAGGCUGUUGGUGAUGCCUUCAAUGAUGGAUUAUAUGAAGAGCAGGCUCGUUUGAGGGGUAUCCCUUUGCUUGAGUCAAGACCUAAAAACCAAAUGCGGAAGAUGACUGCAAAAGAGGGUUGUCGGACUCGAAAGGUUGUUAGUCUUCCCCGUGUUAUCAGGGUUUCAGAUGCGGUUGCUAUUCUGAGAUGCAACAAGCACAAUGGCUUUCCUGUGAUAGAUCACACUAGGAGUGGAGAGACGCUCGUUAUAGGACUCAUGCUUCGGAGUCACUUUUUGGUGCUUCUUCAGUCCAAGGUGGAUUUCCAACAUAGCUCUUUGCCUAGUGACUCAAGAGGUGGAUCCUUCCCAAUAAGACAUAACAAUAGUGAAUUUAUCAAACCAGUUUCAAGUACAGGCCUUAGCCUUGAUGAUAUUUAUCUGAGUCAGGAUGACUUAGACAUGUACAUAGAUCUCGCCCCCUUUUUGAAUCCAUCACCGUAUAUAGUCCCUGAAGAUAUGUCUUUGACAAAGGUCUAUAAUCUCUUCCGCCAAUUAGGAUUAAGGCAUGUAUUGGUUGUCCCUCGGCCUUCUCGUGUAUUAGGUUUAAUUACACGAAAGGAUUUGUUAAUUGAGGAUGAUGAUGAUUCGGACACAGAACUUCAAUCGACUAGUGUAAGAACUCAAUACCGUAAUGUAGGUUCAGUAUCGAGAAGUGUGGAUGUGGAGCAACCACUUCUAAAUGGUCUUCUGGUGCAAAAUAAAUAAUAGCAGUAAUAUCACCUAGGUUUUGGUAUCUCCUGUGAAGGCUAGAGGUCAUUCUCUGCAUUCUUGAAACAAUUUUUUGUUACUUCCAAUUUUCAUUUUUUCCUGUACAUGUGGUCAAGUGCUGCAAAGUAUAGCAAAAACAGGUUCUGUGAGCUCAUAUGGACCUGAAUCACACGCAUUUGUGUUGUAAAGUGUAAAAUUGUAAAACAGACUGACAAAGCUUAUAGAAUGAAUUUAUUUAGAAAGUUUUGAAUCA